UUUUUCUUGCUAAAACAGGUACAACAAAAGACAGCAAAGUAGAAAAAUAUGCAACCACAGUCUCGAAGGGGGAUCGUUACGAUAGGCGUGCUCGAGCCACUUUUGUUGGCGGUAUCUAGUUGCUAGGAUAUUUAAAGGUGUAGCUGCAUAAAUACAAUCUGAGAACAAGUGUCUGAAAAAAAUAAGAAUUAUAUAGCAUUUUUUUUAACUCGGAAGGCCCUCUUCCCUCAUGACAGCUAUUAUCAAAGGGCUAAACUGAAACCAUUCGACUGGAAAGCUGCAACUCCGGUACCCAAGUCUUUUAAGGAAAUGGAAGAUACAAAGAGUACAUUAAAGAAGGUUUAUGCACUCUCUGAAGAUGACAACACCAAAAAUGCAAUGCUGAUGUCCCGGUUAGAUGAACAGUCUCAGUUAAUCUGCAUCUUGAAACAAAGAGCAGAUGACGUACUGGUACGAUGUCAGGCUUUGGAAAAAAUGAACACUGAACUUGAGAGUCUUAUUGAUGAUGUCAAAACACAGUUGAAACACGAAAAAAAGAAAUGUGCUCAGCUGGAAGAUCGCUUCAAUGAUCUGGCUGCUAACCAUCAAGAGAUGAUCAAGUUCAAAGAUGAAUAUAAAUUUGAGAAUGCAAAACUUAGGGAACACAAUGAACAGCUUAGAAAUGAGAAUAAAGGCCUCUUUUGCAAAGCACUUCAGGAGAAGGAAGAAAAGAUAGCUCAGCUAUCAGAUGAACUGAAACAACUUUCGAAAAAAUAUAACUUACUUGUACAUGAAUAUGAAAAAGCAUUGAAGACAUUUGAAGAGAAUGAAAAGAAAUUGUUAGAAUGCCAUGGAAAUGAAGAAAAUAUUCUAAAAGGGAAAAUAGAGUUGUUGAAAAAGAAGUUAAGAGAUGCUGAAGAAAGAUAUUCUGAGACAAAUGUGAAGUUAAAAGAAGUUAAAGAAAAGCAAGAGUCUGAUGGUGUCAAACUGGAACUCAAGCUGCAAAAACUUUGCAAAGAGAAAGACGAACUCUUGGAACUUUGCAUGGAAAGAGGGAAAAUUAUUCAGGAAAAGCAAACUGAUAUCCUGGUACUUGAGGAAAAAUGUAAAAUGGCAGAAACUGCAAAAAGAAAGGCAGAAGAAAGGUUUGAGCAAGAAGCUUGUGCUGUGAAUACAAAUCUGAAAGUUAAAGAGCUCCAGCGGCAACUUGUGGACUCUGAACAAGAUUACAUUAACUUGAAAAAGGAGUUUGAAGCUUACAAGACACACAGCAUGGAUUUGUUGACAAAAGAGAAGGAGUUAAAUGCCAAAUUGCGUCAUCUUAUUAGAUGACUCUUUGUGAAGCUGAACUUUCUUGAUUUUGUAAACAGUGCGUGUCAUAUUAACAUUAUGUACUACUGCUUAUACAUUAUUGCUGUGAAAUAAUGUCCUCAUGAUUCCAAUAAAUGUAAAGUUAGUGAUGAACUGUCAUUCUGCUACUUUCUGUUUAGGAACACUAUGCCAUUUAAAAAAUGAUUGUGUCAGACCUUUUUUCACAUCUGUGUUAUAACUGUAGAUGUAGACAAAGCAUUCUUAUUCAUUUUAAUGGAUAUAUUGUUCACUAAAGGUACCAUAUGGUGGCCUGUUGUGGUAAAGGCUUCAUGAAUUGCCUUGUAGCUGUGCUAAGCACUGUCAGGGUUUAACUAUGACAUAUUUAGUUAUUUUUUCAUUCAUUUAGUAAUUGAGAUUAUAGACACUUUUGAGCUAUACGUUGAGUCAAAAGCAUCAGCUUGUAAUAACAUGCACUGAAAUGUGACGGUCCAAAUUAGGGAAAAAUAAGUGUCAUCUAUGUUCUUGCAGAAACUUGCACCACGUGACAUACUUCUUAAAAAUGUACACUUGUCAAGUAUGUAUUUACAGUACCAGUGUACACACUCUGGAUUGCUUGUGUUUCUGCGUCUCAUGUAUUAACUGGUUGUUACUAUAUAAGACAUUUACAGGACCUAUCUUAGUGAUGUGAUUGUGGGUAAGAAGUCAUUAGUGAGAAUGUUUUGGAAGUGUAAAUAAGUGGGUUGGUUGGGGGUUUGUGUGUUUUUCUGAGCGAGAUUGAAUAUGUGUGCGUGUGUUUAGUAAGUGAUUGAAGGACUGCCGUGGGGUCAGUGUUUGAAUGCUCAUGGCUUAUGCAUGUCCUGGUAGCGGUUUGUCCUGUAGGACUGAUAAACAUAAAUGAGUGAGUAAAUUAAUGAAAGGCUGGUGUGGGAUAGAUCACUUGUGGUACUUGUGAUCUAGAACAUGCAAUGUGGGUCAUUGUGCUUGAUUGGUUGAGUGCAUUAGGUGAUUGCAAGUAUGGGUUGUGGGUUACAGUUGUGAGUAUUGUGAACCAGUGUGUGUUUAUCUGCAUUUGCAUGUGUGCAUGUUGUCCAAGAUGGGUGACUGUGUGACUCUGUGUCCUGAACAACACAUACCCCAAAGUAAGUGUGAUGUCAGAGCUGGUUACAUAAUGUUUGGGGUUGCAGGGGUAGCUAUGAGGUGGAGAGCUUACCUCUGUAUUAGAAAUGGGUUUGCCUUGUUUUGUUUCUUUGAGGUGAGUGCUGACUGCUAUGUGGUUUAACUGUGUGUGUGUAUUUGUAAUGUGUGUGGUAUCAGUGAAUAUGCAUUUGUGAAAAGAGAGAAUUUAAAACGAACAAACAUUAAACAAAGGUCACAACAAACCAGUCAUGAUUCAGACUCCCCAUACUGACUGCAGUGACAAUGAUUGUGCUAUACUGAUUAUGUUUUCUUUUGAUAAGCAAAUCAUUGGUGUGUGCCAUUGAGAUUUUAUGAUCUCAGGAUUUUUGUGUUCAACUUGUUGUGCUUUAACAUUUUCAUAGUAAACUUUAAUAAAACAGCUAAUAAAUCUGGGGUCGCAUUU
Molecule: messenger RNA, 2869 nt
Organism: Protopterus annectens (West African lungfish)
Lineage: Eukaryota; Metazoa; Chordata; Ceratodontiformes; Protopteridae
Product: coiled-coil domain-containing protein 89-like
Exons: 7
Coding region: 310-1311 (333 amino acids)
Source: RefSeq, a predicted model, not a curated record